Zingiber officinale is the source of this 1979-nucleotide messenger RNA. RefSeq names its product amino acid transporter AVT1A-like. Bases 192 to 1781 code for a protein of 529 amino acids. Lineage: Eukaryota; Viridiplantae; Streptophyta; Magnoliopsida; Zingiberales; Zingiberaceae. The record is from RefSeq and is a predicted model, not a curated record. Gene Ontology annotation, cellular component: plasma membrane. The transcript has 12 exons.
AUAUCGCGCUGUCGUCUUCUUCUCGAGCGUUCAAUUCAAGUGUCAUCGAGGCUGCUCCUUUCUCCUCCUCGCCCUUUCGCUUCGCUGGAGCAGCUGAUUUCCGAGAACUCAUCCCCGCUUCCGUCCAUCCUCCGCAGAUUACUCACCUGCCAUUACCAAGUCAGUGCUAGGUUUUGACGGAGGGGGCAUCGAUGGAGAGGGAGAACUCGGCGAUCGACAGGGAGGAGCAUGACGUGGACUUCCUCUUCGGCGGAAGCACCGACGGCGACAGCGAUGCGGGGGGCGGGUCGGACAAUGGAGAAGAGGAGGAGGGCGUGGAGCGGUCAGGUAGCAUAUUCUCUCAGCAGUGGCCAAAAAGCUAUAGGGAAAGUGUUGAUUCAUACACAAUUUCGGCAUCACCAGCCUUCGGUUAUCUUGGGCCUUUGCGUAGUCUUAGACUAUCUAGCUCCCUUAGUCAAAGUGGACAAGAUUCUGAAUUGAAAUUGCCUCUUCUGUCCAGUGGCAUAAGUGAGAAGCAAGAAUCACAUGAAAGCAUGAGGAAAUCUCUUGAUUUGGCAUCAAAUAAGUCAGUAUCGUUUUCAUUUUCUGGUGAAGGAUAUGCUCAUCAUGGAUGUAGUGUAACUCAAACAGUCUUUAAUGGAGUUAAUGUAUUGGCAGGAGUUGGUCUUCUUUCUACUCCAUUUACUGUGAAAGAGGCAGGAUGGGCCAGUUUGGUAAUGCUAGUUGUAUUUUCUGCGGUUUGUUGCUACACUGGCAUUCUUAUGAAGCAUUGUUUUGAGAGCAAAGAUGGCAUAUUUAGCUAUCCAGAUAUUGGUGAAGCUGCAUUUGGAAGAUUUGGACGCCUUUUUGUAUCUGUUGUUUUAUAUGCAGAACUAUAUGCAUACUGUGUAGAAUUUAUUAUUUUAGAAGGUGAUAACCUUACAAAUAUCUUUCCUGGGACUACUUUGGAUUGGGCAGGGAUUCAUGUUGAUUCUAUUCAUUUGUUUGGGAUACUUACUGCUCUAAUUGUCCUACCGACUGUCUGUUUACGAGACCUUAGAGUAAUCUCUUAUCUUUCAGCUGGUGGAGUGGUGGCCACCUUGUUGAUCUUUGUCUCUGUAAUUACCGUGGGUUUUACUGAUGGAAUUGGUUUCCAUCAUUCUGGUAAAGCUGUGAUUUGGGGUGGCCUUCCAUUUGCUAUUGGUGUGCAUGGUUUUUGUUAUUCUGGGCACUCCGUGUUUCCAAAUAUUUACCAGUCAAUGUCAGAUCGAACAAAAUUCACAAGAGCAUUGUUAAUAAGUUUUACUCUGGUUACAUUGAUUUAUGGUUUGCUUGCUGCCAUUGGAUAUCUCAUGUUUGGCGAAGGCACAUUGUCCCAAAUAACAUUGAACUUACCAAAGAAUUCAUUUGCCUCAACAAUUGCAAUAUGGACAACGGUCAUCAAUCCAUUCACCAAGUAUGCAUUAUUGCUAAAUCCCAUAGCUAGGUGUUUGGAGGAGCUGCUUCCACAAGAAACUGCUGAUAAACUUUGGUGCUCAAUGAUGUUAAGAACAACACUCGUUAUAUCUACAGUGUGUGUAGCUUUUCUUCUGCCAUUUUUUGGUCUAGUGAUGGCAUUAAUAGGUUCACUUCUCAGCAUCUUAGUGGCCAUCAUAAUGCCAGCCCUGUGUUUCUUGAAGAUAUCUAGGAACAAAGCUUCACUCAUACAGGUUGUAUUGAGCUUCGCAACUGUGGCAAUGGGCACAGUGUGCGCUAUCAUCGGGACAUACUCAUCCCUGUCAAAGUUAUCAAGCAAUUACUGAGGUGCAGUACAUGCACUACACCGAUCAUUCUCCGUUUGAAAUGUUGUUGCAUUUCAACCAUUUCCUUUGCUGCAAAUUUACUUCUGUAGUUGAGUGCAUCAGCACGCAGAAGAUGUUUGAUAAUACGAUUUGUUUGCUAUUUUCUAACGAACAUGCUAUAUAUUGCGAUGCUCUCACUGAAUGAAGAAAUUUCUACCA